UUGAAGGAGCAGUGAGACGCGGUACUCAUUUACUUUGAACGCUUCAAUUGGUUCUGUAAAAAUCAGAGAAAUGUCACAGGUGGUCUUUGUUGCAGUAAUAGUCAUUUACCUGGGGGUUUUCUACCAUGACGCUGAUGGGAUUUUCAUGCAGAAACUGUCAAAGAAGAAAGUUUGUGCUGAUGAUGAAUGUGUUUAUGCAAUAUCUCUGGCAAAAGCCGAAGAUGAUUACAAUGCGCCAGACUGCAGAUUUGUGAACGUAAAGAAAGGAGAGAUGAUCUUUGUGUAUUCAAAACUACUAAAAGCCCACAAACAUGGUGGAGAGUUCUGGUCUGGAAGUGUUUACAGUGACCAGUACAGGGAUCAGAUGGGACUUAUUGGGUAUUUUCCUAGCAGUCUUGUCACAGAGAUACAUGUGUACCAGAACGCAACUAAAGAGCUACCCACAACUGCUAUUGAUUUCUACUGUGACUGAUACAAGCCGAUUAAAUGGAGCCAGAAGACAUGAAGGCAAAGGAUCAGUCCUAACACUAUUUAAAAAUAUUUUGCAUGUGUAUAGUAGAAGACUAUAAAAGCUGUUUGUCUAGUUUCAUCUAAUAUUGAAGGCUUGUUUUUAUGGUUUUACACAUAUAUCAGUACAGACCAUUUUGUUUUU
Messenger RNA from Spea bombifrons (plains spadefoot toad), 652 nucleotides. RefSeq names its product otoraplin (gene OTOR). Gene Ontology annotation, molecular function: protein binding. Gene Ontology annotation, biological process: cartilage condensation. The record is from RefSeq and is a predicted model, not a curated record. Bases 71 to 472 code for a protein of 133 amino acids. Lineage: Eukaryota; Metazoa; Chordata; Amphibia; Anura; Pelobatidae. The transcript is spliced from 4 exons.